This is a messenger RNA of Manihot esculenta (cassava), 2209 nucleotides long. Its product is annotated as nucleobase-ascorbate transporter 4. The transcript is spliced from 14 exons. Gene Ontology annotation, molecular function: transmembrane transporter activity. Lineage: Eukaryota; Viridiplantae; Streptophyta; Magnoliopsida; Malpighiales; Euphorbiaceae. Gene Ontology annotation, cellular component: membrane. Gene Ontology annotation, biological process: transmembrane transport. The record is from RefSeq and is a predicted model, not a curated record. Bases 6 to 1991 code for a protein of 661 amino acids.
CAGAGAUGGGCAAUGAUGAGAUGAGAGUGGAAAUGUGGGUCGCAAACUGCACAUGUUGCCAACAUACAUCUCCUCUGGAUUAUUUUCCAACAUGUCCUUCUCGUUCCCAUCCAUUCCACUGUUGCCAGUGCGUCCCCAGCUGUCCUUUUUGCCUCCAAAACAAACUUGCCUUCGGUUACUGUGUCCUUUCUUGUUCUUUUUGCCCACACCCGUCCACUGCACCAGACGGACCAACACCUGAAACAACUAAACCAGUCACCGAAAUUUCCAAUCCAGGAAGCGAAACAUCUGAAACAAACAAACCAGGAAGUGAAACAUCUGAAACAACCAAACCAGGCGAUAAAACAACUGAAACAAGUAAACCGGGCGACGAGACACCUAAAACAACCAAACCGGGUGGCGGAACACCUGAAACAACUAAACCUAGCAGAGGAGGGCCAGGCGAACCACAUAGGAGCACAGAAGACACCAUCCAAUUCCCCAUUUCGACAAAUCCUUCCUGGAGUAAUCCAAAACUUUAUGGUUGGGGAUUCCAGCAUUGCCUAGUGAAUGUGGGAAGUAGCCUCGUCGUUUCCUCCAUUAUGGUCAAUAUUGGCCGAGGUGGCAAUGUAGAGAAAGCAAAGGCAGUACAGGCUUCGUUGUUUGCAAUGGGAAUAAAUACAAUGCUGCAGAUUUGGAUUGGUACUCGGCUUUCUGUGUCUAUGGAAUCAUCCCAAGCUUACACCAUUCCUAUCAUUUCUAUUGCUUUAUCAACUUUCAGUAAUUAUAGUGACUCACUUGAUUCCCAUCAGAGGUAUGAGGAAUUCAUGAGACGUGUACAAGGAGCAAGUCUCAUUUCGUCCAUCUUCCAAAUGGUGAUUGGUUUCUCUGGUUUGGGAAAAUAUUUUGCUAGACACCUUAGCCCACUGGCUUCUGUUCCUCUUGUAACUCUCACGGGACUCGGACUCUACGUCCGUGGAUUUCCACUGGUGGCCAAGAGUAUUGAAAUUGGACUCCCAGCUUUAGCUAUUCUGGUUUUCUUGACUCAGUUUCUUCCCCGCAUAUGGAAAGCAAAAAAAGAGAUGGUUGGACAAGUAGCAAUCGUAUUAUCUGUUUCAAUUGUAUGGAUUUAUGCAGAGAUUUUGACUGCGGCUGGUGCAUAUGAUAAUACAACUCAACAAACACAAACUUAUAGCCGUACUGAUAGUUCUGGCCUCAUUGAUGCUGCUCCUUGGAUAAAAAUUCCACUUCCAUUUCAAUGGGGAACGCCCAUUUUUGAAGCUGGUGAUGCUCUUUCAAUGAUGGCUGCUUCUCUUGUAGCUGUUAUUGAGUCUUCUGGUACAUUUUUGGCAUCAUCAAAACUAAGCGGUGCUCCUCCUAUACCUCCCAGUGCACUGACUCGUGGUAUUGGCACUCAGGGAAUAGGAACCAUGAUAGAUGCAGUAUUUGGAACAGGAAAUGGCUCUACUGCUUCAGUGGAAGACGCUGGUCUAUUGGGACUAACACAAGUAGGAAGUCGGAGGGUCGUUAUAGUAUCAGCAAUCUUUCUGGUUUUCCUAUCCAUGUUAGGAAAAGUUGGGGCCUUUUUCGCUUCAAUACCAUUGCCAAUUGUGGGAGCUCUCCACACUCUCCUCUUCCCUUAUGUGGCUUCAACUGGUCUUGAAUAUCUGGAGUAUUGCAACGUGAAUAGCUUCAGAUCAAAGCUCAUUCUAGGUUUUUCUCUCUUCAUGGGUCUCUCUGUUCCUCAAUACUUCAAGGAAUAUGUUUUUCUUACUGGUCAUGGUCCUGUUCACACUGGCUCCACCUGGUUCAAUGACGUAAUCCAAGUGAUUUUCUCAUCUCCACCAACAGUUGCUCUUAUAGUUGCUUUCUUUCUGGAUAGAACUCAUACUCCUAGAGCCCGCUCCACCUGGAAAGACAGUGGCAGGCAUUUGAAGGAGCAAUCAGAUGAGUCGGAAAAGACUCGAGAAAUCUAUGAUUUAAUUACUUCACUUGGUGAUAUGUGCUCUUAAUUCUAACUGAUAUGUUUCGUCCACUGUACAUGAAACAAUAUGUGCUUUCUUUUUCUUUUUUCUUUCAUGGUUACAAUCGGCCUCGAUUGAGACUCGAACUUAAAAUAAAAACUAAUGACGAAUCCAUUUUCAACCAUUGGUGCAUAGAGUAACUAAUUUGUAUUAUAGGGUUUAAUAUAUGUAAUAUGUUUCCCAUGCAAAUGAAGAAAUUUAAUAAU